Messenger RNA from Hibiscus syriacus, 1463 nucleotides. RefSeq names its product tudor domain-containing protein 3-like. Bases 14 to 1357 code for a protein of 447 amino acids. Lineage: Eukaryota; Viridiplantae; Streptophyta; Magnoliopsida; Malvales; Malvaceae. The transcript has 6 exons. Gene Ontology annotation, cellular component: nucleus. The record is from RefSeq and is a predicted model, not a curated record.
UAAAGGAACGACAAUGGAGGGCGUCGCGUCUUCUGCAUAUGCCGAAGCCAUAAUAGAAACCCUAAAGACCAGAGGCUGGUGUGUAGGCGAUCUGGACCAAGUCAAAACUCUCGUAGUACUAUUCAAAGCUUUAUCGGACGACUUAGACUUGUGUUCGAUCGCCAAUAAGGUUGAAUCGGAGCUCAUUAACACGGACCUUAGAUCCUUCGGUGGAAUAUCCUUACCCGAAUCCAAUAUUCGGAAAUCUUCUUAUAUUCUAGGCCCCAGAGUGCUACAAAUUUCGUCAGUUAGGGAUAUAUCUAAAAGCAGCAUAGCCGAAUUUUCUGGGAAUUCGAGUGGUUCACGUUUGCUGAGAUUGGGUCUGACUGAUGGCCAUAGUGAGAUAACUGCCAUUGAGUUCACUCAUGUUCCAGCAAUUGCAGACGAUGUGGUUCCUGGUACCAAGAUUCGCUUGGAAAACAAAGUCAUGAUAAAAGGUGGCAUAUUAUGCCUGAACCCUAAGGUGAUAACUGUGUUAGGAGGCGUUGUUCAAUCACUCUAUGAUGAAUGGAAGAUGAAUAAAAAGUAUUCAGGUGUCUCCCGUUUAUCCAAGGAAAGUGGUACCUGUGGUCCUCCCCCAUUUGAGAAGUUGCAAAUUGAGCCCCCUUCGAGAAGUAGGUUUGCUCAACCAGGCAGAUCACAUGAGUUCUCUGAGUCAACAUCCAAGAGAGCUGGACCCAUUGUGGCAAGUUCAGUUGGAAAUGCUGAAAGCAGGUGGAGCAGAAAGAGCCAGAAUGCUGAAGUAAAACCAGAUAAUGUGGAUAAUGGUCUUAAGACAACUUCCAUAGCUGAAAAAUUGGAAGAAAAUCCAAGUAGCUCUGAAACAAGAGCGAAAGAAGCAGUAGUUGAGUCAGUCCCUGUUCAAAAUCAGGCCGCAGCUCAGAAACUCUUGCAGAAAAUGGGCCAUUCCAACCAGGAUGGUCGACAUUCCAGAGGUCGAAAUUACAGGGGAAAGGGAAAACAAGAAGAGCCCGUGGUGUUCACUUUAGAUGAGUGGGAAAAGAGGAAUGUUGGCGCAAAACCUCAGAUAAAUGAAUACCCUGAAACCAGCCGUGAUGAAGACCUUGCUAGGCAGCUUCAGGCUCAACUCGACAUGGAAGAAUAUAAUGCACAAAGGACGCAUGACGCUGAAGCAGAUUACAUUAAAAGAAGUAUGUUUAACUAUGGAGGAGAAGAUGGUAGAGAUAUAGAUGAGCGUGGAGGUCGAGAAAGGGGAAGAGGAAGAGGUAGAGGAAGGGGGAGAGGAGGAAGAUGGAGAGGGAGAGGGAGAGGGAGAGGGAGAGGGAGAGGAGGAAGAGGGAGGGGGAGUUUUGGCUAACCCGUCUCUCCACCUCUAUACUAUAUAUGCACUCUUUGUACAAGGUAACAUUUUCCUUUAUCCUUUUUUUUAAAUCACAUGCAUGAAACGAAAACCAAUAUGGGCC